AAAGGGCUGGAGCCGCGGCGGCAGCCAUCCAGCCCCGAGCGAGCAAGAAGCACCGGAGCGAUGACCGCGAUGAGCCCCCUCUGGCUCUGCCUCUGCUACCUGGCCGCUUGGCCCGCCUGGACACGCUCGGAGAGCCAGACGCCGCCGCCAGCCAAUGGAGACGAUCAGCCUCCACCAGCGCAGUUCCCGGCCGACAUCUCCCAACACGCCGUCCUUCCCGAUGCGAUUUCCCGGGAGUUCCUGUUGCAGAAGAUCCAGGAAAACCUAGAAGACGGGCAACAGCUGCCCAUUCUGGUCCACGGGGAGCCCCAGGCGGUGCCCCUGCAGCCCAGAGGGAGCGGCCGCCACUGCAAGGAGGUGGGCUGCACCCGUAAACCCCCCUUCUACAAGCUGGAAGAGUUCCCACCAGGCCGCCCCUCCCUCAGCAACCUGGGGGCCCUCUGCUCUGCGGGGCGGACGAAGCCCAGCUACGGGCCCUGGAACCUGCCCCAGACCAGCUUCAGCCACCUCUCGCGCCAGGGGGAGGCCCUGAACCAGCUGGAGCGCCAGUUCACCCGCUGCUGCCAGCUGGCCGAGGACCAGAAGCUGCCCUGUGCCUCCAACGAGUGGGAAAAGUGCCUGGCCCGGUAUUGCAAGCAGGAGUUUUCGACCAAGACUCUGCCCUUCCACUGCUGCCGUGCGGGCGGCCGCAAGGACCGUCUCAACUGCUUCGCCAGACAAGCGCCCUUCCCCAAGUACGAGGGCGAGGGGGAAUGGCUGGACCUGGCCAACCUCACCACCCCCAUCCUGGACUCCAUUUGCAGCCAAGCAACAAGCCAGGACGAGCAGAAGCCCAGGCCAGCUUUGGUCCAGAACAUCACAGAGUCCUGCUGCAAACUGCCAGAGAGCGAACGGACCCUCUGCGCCCAAGGAGUGAAAUCGCAGUUCAUCACCGCUUUCUGCAGCUCCCAAAGGCGCAGCUGGAAGGACCCCCAGAAGUGCUGCGCCCAGACAGAGGAAGCCGCCCGCAACGACUGCUUCGACCGCAGCUACCUGGGACACGUCUCCCUCCUCCAAAGGCAGCAGGAGGAGGAAGAGGAAGAGGCGGAGGAGGUGGUGGAAGAAAUCGUGCUUCCCACCCAGGCGGCCCCUUGAACCCUCCCGGGGCCUGAUCCUGUCCCCCCCACCAGCCCAUCUCUGCCUCUCCUUCCCUCUGGCUGGCUCCCUCCCUGAAUCUGGGGGUGGGACCAGAAACCUUCUCCCCCCCCCCACUGACUUUAUGAUCCAAGAGGGCCUCCCUGGAGACCCUCCUUCCAUGCACUUUACCGCCUUGACAGAAGCCGCAGGCUGGUCACAGCUCCUUCUUGGCUUGGCUGAGAGCACUUGGGGGUGAUUCUAGGCAUCUGGGGGGAUAGAAAAGGGGGCUCCGCCUGUGCCCCACAGACCUCCCCUGGCUUGGCCAGCUGGCCCAGGGGAGGUGGCUGCCCCUCAACUGUGGGCUGCUCCAGAUCCUGGAUGCCUCUCUGGCCCGUAUGGGCCCCUGCAGAAGGAUUGGCCGUGGCUUGUCUGCUCCAUCUGAAGGGAUCCACUGGUCUUUAGGAUCCAGCUUUGGGGGCCAGGAAUGGAAGCCCCGUGGAUUGGAGAAAGGAGUCGAUUUGGGCUGAGCUUACAAACUGCAGCCCCCUCCCCACCGGGCCUGCGGGCCUCCCUAACACAGAAGGGCCUAGCCGCCACCUGAAUGGUGCUUGCCAGCUCCGAAGGUGGCGGCCGGUUGGCAUCGUGCUCUUCCCAGCUGCAUUUCUGCCUGGUGACCAAUCCUAAACUCUCUGCUUGUCACAAAUGCCUUGGGAGGGAGGGAUGACUUGGCCUCGUGCCAGAGGCAAAGGGUCCGACAAAUAAACCACUUUUUGGAAAAA
Notechis scutatus (mainland tiger snake) is the source of this 1895-nucleotide messenger RNA. It is a transcript of the gene ECM1, whose product is annotated as extracellular matrix protein 1. Lineage: Eukaryota; Metazoa; Chordata; Lepidosauria; Squamata; Elapidae. The record is from RefSeq and is a predicted model, not a curated record. Gene Ontology annotation, cellular component: extracellular region. Gene Ontology annotation, biological process: regulation of bone mineralization; signal transduction.